Galeopterus variegatus (Sunda flying lemur) is the source of this 925-nucleotide messenger RNA. RefSeq names its product serine/Arginine-related protein 53-like. Lineage: Eukaryota; Metazoa; Chordata; Mammalia; Dermoptera; Cynocephalidae. The record is from RefSeq and is a predicted model, not a curated record. Gene Ontology annotation, biological process: alternative mRNA splicing, via spliceosome. Gene Ontology annotation, cellular component: nucleus; cytoplasm. The transcript is spliced from 4 exons. Bases 1 to 378 code for a protein of 125 amino acids.
AUGUCUGCAUUAGCUCUUCUGAAAGACCAAGCCACACUGGUAGAACAAGUAAAAAGAGUAAAAGAAAUUGAAGCUAUUGAAAGUGAUUCUUUUGUUCAGCAGACAUUCAGAUCAAGUAAAGAAGUCAAAAAGUCAGUGGAACCUAGUGAAGUGAAACAUGGAACUUCAACAUCAGGACCAACAUCAGUAGUUGCUGAACCGCCCAGUAUUGAAAAAGAAGUAGACCCCACCAGCAUCCCUACUGCGAUCAAGUACCAAGAUGACAAUUCUCUGGCUCAUCCUAAUUUAUUUAUUGAGAAAGCUGAUGCUGAAGAAAAGUGGUUCAAGAGAUUAAUUGCCCUUCGACAGGAAAGACUAAUGGGCAGUCCUGUGGCCUAACUAAUAUACAUAUGGUUAAAUUGACAGUAACAUUGGAAAUUUAGGUUUUUAAAUCCCAUAUUAACUUUUUACUCUUAAAAAGAAUUUAGCUGAUUAUGUAAAAACGUAAUCUCAUUUCAUUCUUCUGUCAUGUUUCCUUGAAUAUUUGUUGAUUUGAACUGAAUCGAACACUGAAUACUAAAACUAGGGUAAAAUUUAAGAAUGCAUGAAAAUGUUAUACUGUUAAUAAAGCUAAUUAUAAAAAUAUCCAUGUUAAAAUAAAUGGUACACAAUAGUGUUGCUUAGUGCAAUUCAAAAAAUUUCAAGUUGUCAUUUAGAACACAAUUUUGAUUAAUCAUGCAUAUAUAAGAAUCAAAUUACAUGCUAUAAAUAUGAGAUCUCAUCUUCCAUGUAUUAUGAAACCAUGUUUGAAUCUUUUAUUUCACCUUACUGUAAUUUUUAGGCACAAUAAAAAUUUUUAGGCACCCUAAACAAUCUAAGGAGAAUGAGCAUGAUGUAAAACUUAAAGGAAUAACAUGCAUAUUAAAAUUUUUUCUUGAAAAUUAAA